UUACGUCAGUGGCGCGUAAAAGUUGUGUUGACAGAGGCGAGCAGCAUUUGUCGCCGAACAGCCGCAGUCGCUGCCGAAUGGAGUAAAAAAAACCCCAGCGCGAUAAUUCAGCCAACGCCUUGGGGAAAGAAAACAAGAAAAACUAACCCCUGCUUGAACGUCCCGACGAACGACGUUAUGGCCGACGAGCAGUCCUCGCAGUCCUGGACCAUCGACCGGGACGACUACGUCCUCAACGAGGUGAUCGGCAGUGGAGCCACGGCGGUGGUCCAAGCAGCCUACUGCAAGCCCAGGAAGGAGAAGGUGGCCAUAAAACGCAUCAACCUUGAAAAAUGUCAGACUAGCAUGGAUGAGCUGCUGAAGGAGAUUCAAGCGAUGAGCCAGUGCCACCACCCUAACAUCGUCUCCUACUACACCUCCUUUGUGGUAAAGGAUGAACUGUGGCUGGUCAUGAAGCUGCUCAGCGGUGGCUCAGUCUUAGACAUCAUCAAACACAUCAUCUCACGUGGCGAGCACAAGUCCGGCGUUUUGGACGAGGCCUGCAUUGCCACCAUAUUGAAGGAAGUGUUGGAAGGGCUGGAGUACCUUCACAAAAAUGGACAAAUUCACCGUGAUCUAAAGGCUGGAAAUAUCCUUCUUGGGAAUGAUGGCUCAGUUCAAAUUGCUGAUUUUGGUGUGAGUGCCUUUCUAGCGGCCGGUGGAGAUAUGACCAGGAAUAAAGUCCGGAAGACGUUUGUGGGGACGCCGUGCUGGAUGGCUCCUGAGGUCAUGGAACAGGUCCGUGGCUACGACUUUAAAGCUGACAUCUGGAGUUUUGGGAUCACCGCCAUUGAGCUGGCCACCGGAGCGGCACCCUAUCACAAGUACCCACCAAUGAAGGUGCUGAUGCUGACUCUGCAGAACGACCCUCCCAGUCUGGAGACGGGCAUCACAGAUAAGGAGAUGGUGAAGAAGUAUGGCAAAUCCUUCAGGAAGAUGAUUACUCAGUGUUUACAAAAGGACCCUGAAAAAAGGCCUACAGCAGCUGAGUUACUGAAGCACAAAUUCUUCACAAAAGCUAAGAACAAUGAGCACCUGCAGGAGAGGCUUUUACAUAAAGGUCCAUCAAUAUCAGAUCGAUCAAAGAAGGUGAGACGGGUGCCAGGGUCCAGCGGCCGACUCCACAAGACAGAGGAUGGCGGCUGGGAGUGGAGUGAUGACGAGCUGGAUGAGGAGAGCGAAGAAGGCAAAGCUGCUGUGGCGGCCCUGCGGUCGCCCAGAGUGAGGGACGGAUCCCAGACUAUGGAGAUUUUCCAGCCACCAGAUGGCUCCACAGGACACCUUCAGCCGCCGGCUGCAGUCAAUGAGAACUUUGCUCCAGUGGGACAAAGUGGUGAAGGCGUUCAAACUCAAGUCCCUGCUCCAGCGCAGACAGUGAGCCCCUCACAUGUACCCGCAACUCAGGAGCCCAAUAUAUCUGACGCCAGCGUUCCCAUCAGCCUGGUCCUCAGGUUGAGGAAUCUCAAGAAGGAACUUAAUGACAUUAGGUUUGAGUUCAUGUCCGGCAGAGAUUCUGCCGACGGAGUGUCUCAGGAGUUAGUUUCAGCUGGCUUGGUUGAUGGGAGAGAUUUAGUUAUUGUUGCUGCCAAUCUGCAAAAGAUUGUGGACGAUCCUCUCAAUAACAGAAAUGUCACUUUUAAGCUGGCAUCUGGUGUGGAGGAGUCCGAAAUUCCCGACGACAUUAAACUCAUCGGAUUCGCGCAGCUCAGCAUCAGCUAAGUGAAAGGGGAGCGCGGCAAAAAGACAGCAUCUACUGGCAAUGCGCAGCCGCAUUCUAGUAAAUUUCUAUGACGCCACUGCUGCCAAAGAGGACGACGACGAGACGUGAAGCUGGCAAGGGACGUGACACUUCAGCAAAGAUGCGCGAGGACCACACGGAGAGGAGGGCUCAGUACAUCACAGGAACACACUUGAAACGUUUACAGUGCGCUUAUUCAUGGGAGAGGACAUGCGAUCAAUUAUAUCAAGUCAUAUUCCCCAAUCCUCCCCCGCCCUGUCUUCAUUCAUAAGCACAACCCAAAAACGUCUCCUGCCAGUACUGGAAAUGAUGCCUUCCCAACGGCCGCCUCCUCGUGUUUGUUUUUUUUAAUUUCGUACUCAAACUGUGCCACAACAGUCGAGACAAAGUCGUGCCACCUUAAAAAAUGACACUUUAUGCUACACUGAAUUUGACCAGUGAAAAUGAAGCCUUAGUUAAUACAAUUGCCUCUUAUUUAAAAAAAACAACAACAACCAGAAUACUUGUUAUUGGCGGAAAUAUUUGCAUGCAUUGCUCACAUGUUCGAAAAAAUAUUAUAAAGAGAAAAUGGAAAAUGUAAUCCACCCCAUUUUUGAAGAGCUGAAGCGGAAUAUCGUCCCUUAUAGUCCAAACACAACCAAAGAGAUCAGGCUGUGACUAAACCGUUUCAAACACACAAACCCUCUGCAGCUGCUCUGGCUUACAAUUACAAUUAGUCCAUCAGAAGUAUUCUAGUAGCCUGGCCUGAUAUUUUUAUCCUAUGCAAUAGUUCUCGCUGUUGGCUACUAGCACCUAUUCUUGGCUGAAUUCAAUGUGUCUGUACCGCAAUAUUUCAAGGAGCAAGGUAGCGCCACAAUUGAAUACUUCGAUACGCAUCCUGGCAACACGAAUGAUUGACAGACCUACGUUUGCUUCUGUAGGGGUUUUUUUUUUUUGUAAAGUAGUAACCUUGCAUGUUUAUUUCAUUGCUCUUAACAGCUUUUUUUGGGGGAAAUCCUAAAUAGAGCUCUGGAGCGUUGAGUCCACGCUGGUUUGGUUUCGAAGGCUGCCGGGGUUUGAAGGUGUGUGUAAGCCCACGUUGAAACAUGUUUCACCCAAGUAAACGUUGAUGGAAAGGGGACACUUCACCCAAACAGACGAGAUUUUCCUUUAAUAACCACAAUUUGAUGGUUGAGUUGUCCGUCACAGAUGGUUUUUAUGGUAGUCCAUGAUGCUUUUUCGCUGUUUUUGAACUGGAAAAACUCACAAUCUCAUCAAGUGUAUAUUUUUAAUUUCCAGUCAAACUAAACAAACUUAAUACAAGUCACAAACCCCUGAAUAGUGUUUUUUCAGUCAGACAUACAGUACAGGCCAAAAGUUUGGACCCACCUUGUCAUUCAAUGCGUUUUCUUUUUAUUCAUGACUAUUUACGUUGUAGAUUGUCAGUGAAGGCAUCAAAACUAUGAAUGAACACAUGUGGAGUUAUGUACUUAACAAAAAACACGUUUUAUAUUCUAGUUUCUUCAAAAUAGCC
Messenger RNA from Entelurus aequoreus (snake pipefish), 3290 nucleotides. RefSeq names its product oxidative stress responsive kinase 1a (gene oxsr1a). Gene Ontology annotation, molecular function: protein serine/threonine kinase activity; ATP binding. The record is from RefSeq and is a predicted model, not a curated record. The coding region runs from base 178 to 1758 and encodes 526 amino acids. Lineage: Eukaryota; Metazoa; Chordata; Actinopteri; Syngnathiformes; Syngnathidae. Gene Ontology annotation, biological process: protein phosphorylation. The transcript is spliced from 17 exons.